UUGAAUUUGUAGGAUGAUAAAGUUAAAUAGAGUAAGGUCCAAUCGCAAAUCUAUUAAGUACGCAUAACACUUGAAUAUAGAAUGUUGCUUCGGCGAUGGUCGCCGUCGAAUCUCAUUCCUCCCUCAACCCUGAUUCCGCAGCGCCUCCUAAGCUCCAACCGAAACGACGACGUUCACAAAGUUUUCAGCAUAAUCAGCAGCAGCGCCACUGCGGAAGAAUUAGAAGAAUCCCUCAAAUCAAGCGGCGUUUUCCUCUCCAACGAAUUAAUCGACCAAGUCCUCAAAAGGGUUCGCUUCAGCCACGCCAACCCCUCCCAAACCCUAGAAUUUUUCCGUUACACCGGACGCAGAAAAGGUUUCUACCACACCGCCUUCUCCCUCGACACCAUGCUCUACGUCCUCGGCCGAAGCCGCAUGUUCUCGCACGUGUGGGACCUCUUAAGCGAAGCGCGUCGGAAAGACCAAUCGCUCAUAACCACGCGCACCCUCAUGGUCGUCUUGGGUAGAGUCGCCAAAGUUUGUUCCGUUAGACAAACUGUGGACUCGUUUAGAAGGUUCAGGAAGCUUGUCUCUGAGUUUGACACUAACUGUUUCAAUGCUUUGUUGAGAACUUUGUGCCAGGAGAAGAGCAUGACGGAUGCUAGAAAUGUUUAUCAUUGUUUGAAGCACGGGUUUCGCCCCAAUUUGCAAACUUUCAACAUUCUUCUUUCCGGCUGGAAGACCCCCGAGGACGCUGAGGGGUUCUUCAUGGAGAUGAGGGACAUGGGGGUGACGCCUGAUGUUGUUACGUAUAAUAGUUUGGUCGAUGUUUAUUGCAAGGGGAGGGAAAUUGAGAAGGCUUAUAAGGUGCUUGAUGAAAUGCGUGACCGGGAUUUGAAGCCUGAUGUGAUAACGUACACUUGUAUUAUUGGUGGGUUGGGGUUGAUUGGUCAGCCUGAUAAGGCUAGGGGUGUUUUGAAGGAGAUGAAGGAGUAUGGGUGUUACCCUGAUGUUGCGGCCUACAAUGCUGCCAUUCGGAACUUCUGCAUUGCGAAGAGGCUUGGUGAUGCUUAUGGUUUGGUGGAUGAGAUGGUCAUAAAGGGUUUGAGUCCAAAUGCGACUACUUACAAUUUGUUCUUUAGGGUGUUUUACUGGUCCAAUGAUUUGCAGAGCUCUUGGAGCUUGUACGAGAGGAUGAUGGUUGAGGGGUGUCUUCCGAACACGCAAUCUUGUAUGUUCUUGAUAAGGUUGUUUAGGAGGCACGAGAAGGUGGAGAUGGCGCUGCGGUUGUGGGGUGACAUGGUGGGGAAGGGUUUUGGGUCGUAUACUUUGGUUUCUGAUGUGCUGUUUGACUUGCUUUGUGAUAUGGGGAAGUUGGGGGAAGCAGAGAAGUGUUUCUUGGAGAUGAUUGAGAAGGGGCAGAAGCCGAGUAAUGUGUCGUUUAGGAGAAUCAAGGUGCUCAUGGAACUGGCAAACAGACAUGAGGCCCUUCAGAGUUUGACGCAGAAAAUGGCCGUGUUUGGGCGACCACUCCAAGUUCAUCCAAGUACGGAGAGCCCAACUGAAACACCAGGUUCUCUAUCUGCUCAUAGUUACAACUGAUGAUGGCAAAAUGAAAGGAAGCCAGGGGUCUUAAAGCUGUGGCAGAAGUUGUAGCAGACAUGACCCUUAGACCAGUUCUGCCUUUUAGAAUAAUUUGUGGAAUGUGUGCAAAAAUUCAAGAAAAAUAGCUCAGAUAAGAGGUAUUUAGGUGAGCCGGUAUAGCAAAAGAUUGAGCAUUCUAAAUAAUGGGAAGUUACUGGCUCCGCUGAGACUAAUCAGCAUCAGCAGUUUGCUUAAGUCACUAUCUAUACUUCCGGGAAUACAAUGCUCACAGGUUGAUAAACAUUUUGUGAAAUAGAACUGUUUGGAAGUGGUAAGCUUGCAUGUUACUGUCAUUCCAUUGGAAAUCUGUUUCUCUUCAAGCAUACAAUCAUGUUCGUCAGGACUAGAACUAGAAGGUCAAGCAUACAAUCAUAGUAUUGCGUAUUGACCUUUUGACAUUGGUUUUCCUUUCAAAACGUUUUAGAAGGUUUUCAUAAUGUUCGAAUUCGAUAGCUUUUUAUGAUCAACUUUCUCACCUGGAAAUUUCAAGGUUUGGAACCUUUCUUGUGGACCAAUAUGUGUAAAUAGUGUGGUCACUUGUCAUGGACCAUCUCAUACCAAGUACCUACAUAAAAAUUCCAGUGAUACUUGUCCUUUUUGUCGAAACCCUCCUGUGUACCUGGCUGUUUAAAUUAUGUCUCUCCAAGUCCAGAUCGAGUCUUUCUAUUGUUCCCUAACUGAACACAGUGAAAUGAAUCAAAGGAUAGUAUAUCCACUGCCAACUACUUUGAGGUAUCUUGAAGAUGGAUGAGGUGAUCAAGAGCUCGCAACUCAGUUGCCAUCUGAUACUAUUGAUUUCUUGGUGCUCAUCCCUAGUAUAUUUGGAAUAGGUUGUCAAAAAUUCCCCAAGCCAACCCUGAUUGUACAUUGGUUCAUUAUUUCAAUUGAUUAAAUCUUAGCUCAUUUUGUAAAAUUAAAUUUUCAAAUGUUCCAUUCAUCAAAUGGCUUAAUAAUAAUAAUAAUAAUUUAGUGUAA
Messenger RNA from Cajanus cajan (pigeon pea), 2598 nucleotides. Its product is annotated as Pentatricopeptide repeat (PPR) superfamily protein. Gene Ontology annotation, cellular component: mitochondrion. Gene Ontology annotation, biological process: mitochondrion organization; RNA processing. Gene Ontology annotation, molecular function: protein binding; mRNA binding. NCBI's taxonomy places the organism in Eukaryota, Viridiplantae, Streptophyta, Magnoliopsida, Fabales, Fabaceae. The record is from RefSeq and is a predicted model, not a curated record.